Molecule: messenger RNA, 420 nt
Organism: Thlaspi arvense
Lineage: Eukaryota; Viridiplantae; Streptophyta; Magnoliopsida; Brassicales; Brassicaceae
Source: the annotation of a GenBank genome assembly
AUGUUGCUGUACAACAACAAGCAGAAGAAAACCCAGAAAGUGAAGAUAAACAGGUUCCUCGUUAGCAUAAGUUUCCUAGGAAGUGCUGGCCCGAUUCGUUUUGUUGUCAAAGAAGAUGAAACUGUAGCCAAUGUGAUUGAUUACGCCCUCAAAUGCUAUUCCCGUGAAGGAAGGCUUCCACUUCUCCGAUCAGAUCCCAGCUUUUUUCUACUCUACUGUCCUUACUCUGCAGCUGAAGCAUUCAAUCCAUGGGGGAAAAUCGGAUCAACAGGAUCGAGGAACUUCGUUCUGUCUAAGAAGUCAGAAUCUCAAAACCUUGGAGACUCUGUGGAAACGACGACAACAACAACACGGAAGACAUCUGGGAAAUGGAAAGUCUGGCUCAACAAGUCUCUAGGUCUUAUGGUUCCUUCUCACUAA